Molecule: messenger RNA, 762 nt
Organism: Suncus etruscus (white-toothed pygmy shrew)
Lineage: Eukaryota; Metazoa; Chordata; Mammalia; Eulipotyphla; Soricidae
Gene: SPATA9
Product: spermatogenesis associated 9
Exons: 5
Coding region: 1-762 (253 amino acids)
Source: RefSeq, a predicted model, not a curated record
AUGCCAAUCAGACCUGUUGGGUGGAUAUGUGGACAAGUGUUAAAGAACGUUUCUGGAAGAAUCAAGGGGAUCCAGAGAGUCAUCAUCGACCUUAUAGAUGAGUUCAAAGACGAAUUCCCUACCGUCCUAAGAUUAUCACAGAGUAAUAAGAAUAGAGAAAACAUCCAACAACCAUCGGACGUUAAAAUGUCAGUCGUUUUAGCCAAGAUCAACAGAGGAACAUUGAUUCAAGGGUUGAACAGCAUAUCCAGAUCUUCUAAUUCCGUGGCCAAACUUCUGAAGCCUCAGCUUGCUUGUAGGCUUUCAGAGUUAAGGGACCUAUCUCAUCGUCUACUGAGGGAAGUUAACGAACCAAAGCAACCCUUAUAUAAAGUGAAUGUCAGAAAAGGUUCUUUUUUGGAAAUAAUAUCUUUUCCAGCAAAGACAGCCUUAACUAGCAUAAUGUAUAUUUCAUAUGCAGUGCUAAUUUAUUUGACAGUCUGUGUUAAUGCUGUGAUGAUGAAAGUAAAGAAGUUAUUUCAAGAAGAAGAAUCCAUAAGACAAAACAGAGAGGAGAGUGAAAAACCUAGAAAAGCUUUUUCUGAGCCUGUGCUCUCUGAACCUAUGUUUCCUGAUGCUGAAAUCAAAGCUAGACCUUACAGAUCAUUACCAGAGAAGCCAGAAAAUAUUUCAACUCAGUCCAAAGUUCCUGUCGAUAACACAUGUGAUAACAUUCAGGUUUUACAUUCUAUAUUUGACCAAUCAACUGAAAUGAAUGAAUGA